Molecule: messenger RNA, 1196 nt
Organism: Lytechinus variegatus (green sea urchin)
Lineage: Eukaryota; Metazoa; Echinodermata; Echinoidea; Temnopleuroida; Toxopneustidae
Product: coagulation factor XIII B chain-like
Exons: 6
Coding region: 1-948 (315 amino acids)
Source: RefSeq, a predicted model, not a curated record
AUGGCGCAGUGCGUUAACAUAUCCGAUAGCGACAGCUCAGGCAAAGGUCAUCUCAACUGCAGUACACCGUACGUUCCAAACCAUGCCAGAAUUCAGAAUCCUCGCUUGAACUACCAAUUCAGAGACAGGGUGACUGUGACUUGCGACGCCGACGAGUCUAGCUUUACUUUGCAGUGUCACAAUAAAGGCUUGUGGAGCGGACCAGACGUAUCCUGCCCAGUGCCUGCACCUCCACCAUCAAAAGUGCUCUCCUGCAACGCCCCGGUAGUGCCUCCCUAUGCCACCAUUGGGAAUCUUCGACUCUCGUACAAACCCGGAGACAGAUUGAAUGUCACGUGUGAUAUAGGAGGAGAACCGGUUACAUUGGAAUGUGACGAUGGGUUAUGGACAGGACAGAAUGUAGUGUGUGAUUCCCCCGCCCCAGCGUGCAAUCCGCCGUACAUUCCUUCGAUCUCACAUAUUGAAGCUGUUAAACCACGCUACAAGAAUGGAGAACAAGUGAAUAUUACAUGUAAUGAUAACUCCGAUCAGUUUGUCUGGGAAUGCAGCGAAGAUGGUUCGUGGCGAGGAAGGUACAUCACAUGUGCAUUCAAUGUAACACCUGUUGCAGGUCAGGACCCAGGUGCUCCUGCGCAAAUAAUAAACCCACCAAAGGAAGUCAGUGGCAGAGAGUACUUUAUCACCGGCCUUCUUGUAGUAGCUGUCAUUUUGUUCGUUCUGGUUUUAAUGAGUUUGGCGAUGUUCUUCAUUUUCGUUAGGAAUCGUGGAUACGGCUUGGCAUCAUCAUCAAAAGAAGCUCUCAGUGAGAAAGCUCGGGGACCUCUGCCAGAUGUUCCGGAAGGAUAUGCGAAUUAUGUCGCUGGCGAACAAUCCCUCUACGUUGAACCUUAUCUCAAACAAAAUGGAGAUCCGAACCCCAGCUACGAAGUCUACGAAAAACCAGUUUGAGACAAAUGACCGACCUUAUCCUCUUCUUGAAAAAUAUACAGAGACACCAAGCGAAAUUCGAUUUAUGUUUAUCAACAGAGGCAUUAAAGGACUCCCCGUCACUUCAGUUUAUAAUGUUAAUACUAGAUCUAAUAGGUUAGAAACCUCUAUUUGAAGCGUGUGGGCUUUUUUAAUCUACAGUAAAAGUAUGUUUCUUGUACAACUUAUAUUAUUUUCCUAAGAAGUAAAGAAAACGUUUGGUUGAUGUG